Periophthalmus magnuspinnatus is the source of this 847-nucleotide messenger RNA. RefSeq lists its product as uncharacterized. Gene Ontology annotation, biological process: glycine biosynthetic process; L-threonine catabolic process. The record is from RefSeq and is a predicted model, not a curated record. Gene Ontology annotation, molecular function: L-allo-threonine aldolase activity. NCBI's taxonomy places the organism in Eukaryota, Metazoa, Chordata, Actinopteri, Gobiiformes, Gobiidae. Bases 71 to 772 code for a protein of 233 amino acids. The transcript is spliced from 5 exons. Gene Ontology annotation, cellular component: cytosol.
CCUCGUUCAGACACUUCCAAAGUCCAAACCAGGCUCGAUCAGAGAUGAGAGUUUAUGUUUAAUCCGGCUCAUGAUGUCUCUCCAAACUGUCCUCCGCAGGUGUCUCCGGCGCAGCGGUGUGUCCCUGCAGACUGCGCCCGCCCAAAGACUCCACCGGGCCGCCACAACACCCCCAAAGCACCGCUCCACAACAACCAGGGGCUACUACAAGUCCACACAGCCCGGGAGGAGCGCGGGGGCCCGGGUCGUGGACCUCAGGAGCGACACGGUGACGAGGCCCGGAGCCGAGAUGCGUAAAGUGAUGAACGAGGCCGAGGUGGGGGACGAUGUGAUGGGACAAGACCCCAGUGUGAACGACUUACAGACGUCGGCCGCUCACAUGUUCGGGAUGGAGGCUGCUCUGUUCGUGCCCUCGGGGACCAUGAGUAACUUAAUCGCAGUCAUGGUGCACUGCAGAGAGAGAGGAGACGAGAUGAUCGUCGGGGAUUUGUCUCAUUUACAUAUUUAUGAACAAGGAGGAAGUGCACAGCUGGCGGGCGUCCACUCCACCUCGGUGACCACUCUCCCUGACGGAACCUUCGACUUGGACCAGCUGGAGUCCAAAAUCCGACACGGUUUUCCCGAUCCUCAUUAUCCACGUUCCAGACUCAUCUGUGUGGAAAACACUCACAACAUCCAGGGAGGACGAGUGCUGCCGCUCAGCUUCCUCCAGGAGGUGCGUAGUUUGGCAGAUAAGUACGACCUGAAGGUUCAAUGGACGGAGCUCGAGUGAUGAACGCGGCGGUGGCUCUGGGAGUGUCCAUUAAAACUAUUCUACAACACACACACACAGUGAGUGUGUGUCUGU